UGAGGGACUUCCCACAGAGAUGAUGCACACAAAAGGAAUGGUUUUGGUGGCAUUGAUGGUGAUGAGUCUAGUGGUGGAGAAUAGUGUUGGAGAGCCGUGCUGUCGCCACCACGGCCACCAUCACGGUCGCCCCCUCGCCAUCGGAGCUCUCGCCUUCGCAGGGGGAUACAUAGCCGGCCAUCACCACCAGCACCACCACGGUGGCGGCGGCGGCUGCUACAACUGUGGCUGCGGCGGGUGCGGCGGCUCCUGCGGAUGGUGCGGUGGCUCCUACUACGGGAGGAGACGUCGUAGAAGCAUUGCAGAGUUCGUGGAGGAUGCAAAGGUGCUGGAGAUGUACGCCAAGAUCGCGGCCGAGGACAAGGACGAGUGCGGCCUCCGCCUGGUGUGCGAGCUGGCGCAGAAGGACCCGCGGGAGCUCGCCCAGGACGAGAUUCAGAUCCUUCUGCCGUACCGAGGCGCCGGCCCGAGCGACGGCAGCGUGUAUGGCGCGUACGACGAGGCAGCGUGGCACGGCCAGGAGGGCCACAGCUGCGCCGCCAGCUACCCGCUCUGCGCCUUCGCCGCGCAGCAGGUCAUGGAUGAAUACAGGAAAUACUCCUCGAAUAACACUGCUAUCACUCUCGACUAAAUCUGAGAGGGAAGUCAUUACUCUUGAUUGGUUAUUCUUUCUCUGCAAGCUGAGCGAACAGAUGCUUUGAUAACGUCGACGCCAAUGAAAUCAGUGAGGAAUUCAAUAAAGAAGCUCUGCAGCACUAUAAAGAAUAACGACGAUAUUUUGUCUAGGACACAGUUUCUCAUGUACAGUGAUACCUCGCCCUGUUUCGGCAAUUUGUUAUACCAUGCACUGUAACUAAUGUUUCUUUGUUUACAUUGGACAGCGUGUUAAAUGACUUGUUACAUAAACAAUUAAAAAAAAAUGACUGCAUGAUUUACCCAAGAUCUUUGUUGCCCAGAAAUAUUAGAAAACACGAAAUGGGAAGAAGGGAAGCAUUGUUAUAAAGAUGAGGGAUGGUGAAAUAGAAAAUGAAAUAGAUACAGAAU
Messenger RNA from Penaeus vannamei (Pacific white shrimp), 1044 nucleotides. RefSeq lists its product as uncharacterized. Lineage: Eukaryota; Metazoa; Arthropoda; Malacostraca; Decapoda; Penaeidae. The record is from RefSeq and is a predicted model, not a curated record.